AUGGCUGCAACCGAUGCAGAAGUUGCUAAGGGACACUAUGGCACACUGCCUCUUCAGAUAGGCUUUGAGAGUGGCAAACUGAGCAAGUUUGCAGACACCAAGCUGUUUGGUGUGGUUGACACCCUGGAGGGAAGGGAUGCCAUCCAGAGGGCCCUUGACAGGUUUGAGGAACGAGUCUAUGAGAACCUUGUGAAGUCCAACAAGGUCAAGUGCAAGGUGUUACACCUGGGUGGGAGCAAUCCCAAGCACAUGUACAGGCUGGGCAGAGAAUGGAUUGGGAGCAGCCCUGAGGAGAACAACUUGGGGCUGCUAGUGAAUGAGAGGCUGGACAUGACCCAUUGCUAUCAGUCAGAAACUGUGGUAGCAUGUCACAGGGAUGAGCUACCUUUAUCCUCUUUCUUUAUUUGUUUUCUACCACAUUUGACUAAGCUCAAGAAGUUUCCCAUUUUUAAUUUUGAUGAUGAUUUCAAGUACCUGUUUAUCAGUGUUGUGAGUCCCAACACCACCCUCCAUAGUCACAAUGUGUGGAGAUACUGGUGCAUGACUCACAAAUUACACAUUGGCUGGCUAAAGCAGCCUGACUGGCAGCCUGACUACAACACUGACAUCUCAUGGCUAAAAGAAGCUGCUACUACUUCUCCAUUUUCUCCUCCUCUUACUCCUCCUUCACCUACUUCUUCAUCUGAAAAGUAUCCAUUUCCCUAUAUCCCAGCAGUGAACCUCAAUGAACUCCUGGAGAAUUUUUAUAUUACCAUGAAGAAAAUAGAUGGCUCUGACUUUCUAGCCACAUCCUACAACACUAUCCAACGAGGCUUGGACUGGAUCCUCAAGAAUUCUGGGGCUGCUUUCUCCAUCACCAGCAGCACCUUCAGUUCUUCCACCAGAAAGCUUGAGGAGAAGUUUAAGGUCCUGAGCAAGGCUCACAUGUCUAGUGCCUGCUCUCACAACAUUGUCUACUUCUUCCUUGCUGCUGAGGAAGAGAUUUGGAGGAUGGGAUGUCUGGGAGAUGAGAGCUGUGUAGUUCUGCUCUCCAUGGUGAUGAAAUACAACAGCAGGUAUCUGAACAUGCAAACCUUGCAGGAGCACACACACUUGAAGUUUGAUGACACUGAAUUGCUUAAAGACUCCCAGAGCAGGUCUUUUUUAUUUUAUUUUGCCAGAACAGAUAGAAGGAAGCAGCAAAACAGGCUGAACACAAAUAGAAUGUGUUACAGCCAGAUCUACCACGAGCACUCAAAAGGGCACAACCUCUGCCCAUACUGCCCUCUCUACAAGUACAUGUACAUACAGCAGCCCCUAACAUAGAUGGAGGCCAAGUCUCCCACUUACCUGGUGGCUCAGAAGGAGGUCAGUGGCAUCUGGUAGAAUGAGCCAAGAAUGGGAAUCUGCUCCCUUAGGGGUGUCAUCCCCAGGCUGGCGAAGAAAGUGAAGCUGGAGGACUCUGAAAAUUCUACUUUUGGCUCUUUCACUCAGGCUUCCAGGAAUUUUGUCCCUCUUGGCAUGUAA
Molecule: messenger RNA, 1506 nt
Organism: Acanthisitta chloris (rifleman)
Lineage: Eukaryota; Metazoa; Chordata; Aves; Passeriformes; Acanthisittidae
Exons: 5
Source: RefSeq, a predicted model, not a curated record